Gryllus bimaculatus (two-spotted cricket) is the source of this 1347-nucleotide messenger RNA. Lineage: Eukaryota; Metazoa; Arthropoda; Insecta; Orthoptera; Gryllidae. The record is from the annotation of a GenBank genome assembly.
AUGACACGGCACGGCACGGCGCUGGGCCGGGCUGAGCUGAGCCGCGGAGACGGGUGCGUGGAGAAGCCGCUGUCCACGUUGUGGAAGAACUACACGGGGUCGUCGAAGCCCGACGUGCCCAUGAAGCUGACCGUGUGCAACGCCGGCCUGAAGGCAGUCACCAAAGAGCACGGGCUCACCGAGUACUGGAGCCACCGCAUUACCUACUGCGCCGCGCCCUCGUCCUUCCCGCGAGUAUUUUGCUGGGAGCAGCUGCAGCAGCGGGACGAGCGCGGCGGGCAGCAGGCGAGGCGGCAGGCCGGGGACGAGGAGGUGCAGAGGCUAGCCGAGCGCCUGGCGGCCGCGCCCUGCGACGACGUGCGGCUGCCGGACUCCGCCUCGGGACGCGACUACCAGCAGGUGGUGACGCGGCUGGCGGAGCACCAGGAGAACAUGCAGGGCGAGCAGCAGGUGGCGCUGGGCGCGCACCCGGAGCGGCGCAGCUCGCUGGGCGCCGGGCGGCGCGGCUCGCUGCCCAAGCGCAUCAGCUGGGGGCCCGACGUGGAGGCGCUGCGCGAGGGCGGCUGCGCCGAGCGGCUGCUGGUGGCCGGCGGCGUUGACGACGGGCGAGCGGCGCCCGACAGCGACGAGGCACCAGCAGCCUGCAGACGCUGUCAGAGCGGUCGAGCGAGGGCUCGGACGGCCGGCCGCGCUGGUGCGCACGACGCGCUCGGCUCGUCCUUCCGGCCGCUGGCCGACUUCCGCGAGCCCUUCCCGUCGCUGCCGUACGAGUGCAACGCGCCGGCGGCGGCCGUGCUGGCGCAGCCGCCGCCGCAGCCGCCGUCGCCCGGCGCGGAGGUGCUGGUGGACUGCGGCCCGCGGCGGGCGCGGGCCCGGGCGGCGCCACGCGCAGGCGGCCGAGGGCCACCAGCGCCCGCCGCUCGCCCGUCGUGCUGCGCCGCUCGCACACCUUCGCCGCCCGCCGCGUCCCGUCGAGGCCCUCGAGCUCGACUCGCUCAGCGAGGAGGACGACCCGCUCGAGGAGCCCGCCGACCCGGCCGACCGCCACGCCAAGAUGGCCGCCGACGAGACAACGUGAGCGACGAGAGGCUACCGGAGCUCAUCGACAACGGGAACCGCCGCGCGGGAGCGGCGGCGGAGGCGGCGGCGUGGGCGGCGGGUGCGCCUCGGCGCGCGACGACUGCCUCAAGUGCCCUCUGCAGGACGCCGUGCCCACGACGCGCUGCGUGCGGGUGUGAGGCUCGCUCCGCCGGUCGCCGCCAGGGGCGCUGGUGGCGCGCGGUGGCCUUCGGCGGCCAUGAUUGCCAUCGGACGCGACCUCGCGGCGCGGCGCGGAACCUCUGCUGA